AUUUAUUUAUUUAUUUAUUUUUUCUGAAAAGAAUUGAACUUGUGAUCAUGACCCCGUGAAACAUAAGUAUCGGGUGUUCAUUUUGGCGAGCAGGCGGGCAUGUUGUUGGGCCCAUCAUUUCUUGGGAGUUUCUUCACCGAGGCGUUUGAUCUGAUGCCAGACCAGAACUACGUGCUAAUGGACACGGCGGCCAACUUCGCCCUGACGUAUUACAUGUUCAUGGUGGCCGUCGAGCUGGACGUGCGCGCCAUCCGGGGGAUGGGGAGGAAGGUGCUCAUCAUCACGGUGGUGGGCAUGGUGCUUGCCUUGGUCGUCAGCUUCACCUCAGCCCACGGCCUCGGCCUCCGCCCCGACAUCGUGAUCAAAAUUCCCGGCUUCUCCGAUCCCCCGGCCAAACUCCGCAACGACAAGAAGGUGCUCCCUUUCCUCCUCUUCUUCAGCCUCGCCAUCUCCGUCACCGGCUUGCCGGUCCUCGCCCGUAUCAUCACCGAGAUCAAGCUCCUCAACUCGCCGCUCGGGCCCCUCUCCAUGGGCUCCGCCAUCCUCAACGACUUGGUUGCCUGGAUCCUGCUCGCCGUCACGCUGGCCGCCACCGGCGGCAAGGACGGCAAGCCGGUCUCGCCGCUGGUGCCGCUCUGGGUCACCCUGGUGGGUGCCGCAUUCGUGCUCGCUUGCUUCCACGUGGUCCGGCCGGCCAUCGCGAGGAUGGCUAGGCGGACGCCGGAGGGCGAACGGAUGAGCGACUUCCAGCUCGGGAUCAUCCUGGCCGGCGUGCCGGCGGCCGGGUUCCUGUCCGACCUCAUCGGGAUCCACAGCAUCUUCGGCAGCUUCAUCUACGGGCUGGCCGUGCCCAAUGGCCCGCUUACCGAGCAUUUGAUCGAGCGGAUGGAGCCGUUCCUGUCGAACAUGCUGCUGCCGCUCUUCUUCGCCAACAGCGGGUUCAGGACCAACAUCUACACCAUCCUGCCGUUGUGGGCCAUCACCAGCUUCGCCCUCGUCGUCGUCCUCGCCACCUUAGCCAAGGUGGUCGGCACCAUACUCGUUGCCAUGGCCUAUUCCAUGUCCUUCCGCGACAGCUUAGCGCUCGGCUUCCUCAUGAGCGUCAAGGGCCCCGUCGAGAUGAUCAUCCUCAACGUCGCCAUCGAUAAAAAAGUUCUUAGGGGGGAUAUGUUCGCAGUGAUACUCGUAACAUCAAUAAUAACGACGGCGUUGGUAACGCCGGUGGUGACGAUGGCGUACAUCAAGCCAUCGAAGCCGCUCGCGGUGUACCGGCGCCGGAACAUUCAGGGGGCGAGGCCGGACAUGGAGCUCCGGAUGCUGGCCUGCGUCCACAACACCCGCCACGUCCACUCCCUCACGCGCCUCCUCGACGUCUCCAACCCUUCCAAGCGCUCCCCCAUCUUCGUCUGCGCCCUCCACCUCGUCGAUCUCGCCGGAGGUCGUGUCUCCUCCAUGCUCGUCAUGCACCCCUCCGCCCGCAACCCCCACUACGGCCGCCUCCACCGCCCCGCCCUCCCCUCCGACCAGGCCCAGUCCGAGAGCAUCCUCACCGCCAUCGAUGGCUAUGAGCAGCACUCCACCGGCGUCUCCUUCCAGCCCCUCACCGCCUUUUCCCCGCCCGCCACCAUGCACGAGGACGUCUGCAGCGUCGCCGAGGAGCGCCACGCCUCCUUCAUCGUCCUUCCCUUCCACAAGCACAUGACCGUCGACGGCGACAUGGAGGAGGUCGGCAGCUCCGCCGUCCGCCCCGUCAACCUCAACGUCCUCGCCAACGCCCCCUGCUCCGUCGCCAUGCUCGUCGACCGCGGCCUCGGCACCGGCGCCGCCGCUCUCUUCCCCGGCGCCCACCGCGCCUCCCACCACGUCGCCGUCGUCUUCAUCGGCGGGCCCGACGACCGCGAGGCGCUCGCCUACGCGUGGCGCAUGGCGGAGCAUCCGGCGAUCGUCCUCACCGUCAUCCGCUUCAUCGAGGCAGCCCCGCCGUCCCGGUUGCAGUCGAUGUCAUCGGUGACCGACGAGGAGAGCACCUCGGCGCUCUUGGCCGACGCCGAGCUGGAAAAGGGGCGGGACGAGGAGGCGUUGGACGGGUUCCGGCUUCGGUUCAUGAGCGACGAGUCGGUGGUGUUCGCGGAGAAGGUGGCGAGAAACAGCGAGGAGACCGUGGCGGCGCUGCGCGCGAUGGGGGGCAGCUACGACCUCUACUUGGUGGGGAGGGGCCACCGGAGGAAGUCGGCGCUGACGGCGGGGCUGGAGGAGUGGAGCGAGUUCCCGGAGCUGGGGCCGAUCGGGGACCUGCUGGUCUCGUCGGACUUCGGGGUUAAGGUAUCGGUCCUGGUGGUGCAGCAGUACGUGGAGAACACCGGCCCUCUAUCGCAGCCAGAGGCGCGACAGUAAGCGAGCAACGACAACCACCUGCCGCGGCCGAGCGGCUUCAACUCCGACUGCGACGGCGCCUGACCUGAGAGCUUCAGUUCCAGCAAAUCUUGACUAAAAUUUCACUAUUAAUGCAGAAAAAUCUUCAGCUUGAAUACGGGCAGGCCAAAGGUCUUGGGGCUACCGGAGUUUUGCAUACUUUAUAUCCCAACAAGAGGUGCCGUUUCGAGCUCCUGUUGGAUUCUCUGUCAUAGUUUCUCCUUUUCUCCAUCAAGGUUUUAUAACUUAA
This is a messenger RNA of Phoenix dactylifera (date palm), 2662 nucleotides long. NCBI's taxonomy places the organism in Eukaryota, Viridiplantae, Streptophyta, Magnoliopsida, Arecales, Arecaceae. The record is from RefSeq and is a predicted model, not a curated record.